Messenger RNA from Monopterus albus (swamp eel), 1658 nucleotides. It is a transcript of the gene yipf3, whose product is annotated as Yip1 domain family, member 3. The coding region runs from base 262 to 1317 and encodes 351 amino acids. The transcript is spliced from 9 exons. NCBI's taxonomy places the organism in Eukaryota, Metazoa, Chordata, Actinopteri, Synbranchiformes, Synbranchidae. The record is from RefSeq and is a predicted model, not a curated record. Gene Ontology annotation, cellular component: Golgi apparatus.
AGAAGAAGAAGAAGAAGAAGACUAACACGGGAAUCUCGCGAUAUUUUCGACUCACGUCACUUCAGUCAGACAUACAUCCCGUGGAGGCGGAGAUUAGCAGGCUCCUCUCUGUUGAUAUGUAGCUUUUAGGCAGUGAAACAUCGGAUUUUUAUUGUCUCAGUUGAAAUUAAAGUCUACACUUGGUCGUGAGAACAUUCACACCGCCACAGACCCGAGAUAAGUAGGGUAAAGUACAGGGAAACUGCUGCUGCUGAGGUGAAAAUGUCUGCGGGCUCCGGGAGCAGAAACACAAACACGAACACGAACACGGAACCGUGGGGAAGCUUCGAUGAUAACCUCAUCCAGGGCAGCGGCUCGGCGGUUAUUGACAUGGAGAACAUGGAUGAUACGUCGGGCUCCAGCUUUGAGGACAUGGGAGAGAUGCACCAGAGGAUGAAGGUGGCGGCAGAGGCAGCGGCUGCCGAGGAUGACAAUGCAGAUGAUGGGGAGUUUCUGGGCAUGAAGGGGUUAAAGGGCCAGCUGGGACGCCAGGUGGCCGACGAGGUGUGGCAGGCGGGGAAGCGGCAGGCCUCCAGAGCCUUUAACCUCUACGCCAACAUUGACAUCCUGAGGCCCUACUUUGACGUGGAGCCGGUGCAGGUCCGCAGCAGGUUGGUCGAGUCCAUGAUACCCGUCCGCAUGAUCAACUUCCCACAGAAGAUCGCAGGUGAGCUGUAUGGUCCUCUGAUGUUGGUCUUCACUCUGGUGGCCAUCUUGCUGCACGGCAUGAAGACUUCAGGAACUGUCAUCAGAGAGGGCACUCUGAUGGGUACUGCUAUAGGAACAUGUUUCGGAUACUGGCUCGGUGUUUCCUCCUUCAUCUACUUCCUGGCGUACCUGGUCAACGCUCAGAUUACCAUGCUACAGAUGCUAUCUCUGCUGGGUUAUGGUCUGUUUGGCCACUGUGUCGUCCUCCUCAUCACCUACAACAUCCAUUUCCACUUCCUGUUCUACUUCCUGUGGCUGCUGAUUGGAGGACUGUCCACUCUGCGUAUGGUAGCAGCUCUGCUGUCCCGUACAGUCGGUAAGACUCCUCGCCUCCUCCUUUGUGGGACUCUGUCUGUUCUCCACCUGCUCUUCCUGCUCUACCUGCACUUUGCCUACCACAGGAUUGUAGAAGGGCUGCUGGACUCUCUGGAAGGACCCAACAUGGCUCCCAUGCAGCGGGUGGCCAGAGAUGUGCCCGAAUUGACGCUCAACACCACACUGAGGACUCUAGGGGUCCUGGUGAGGCCCCACACGCUUGGAGACGGCACCGGUCGUCUUUUUAAAAUAUAAAGUUUCUCAUUGACUGUAAACAUUCAUUCUUUGAAACCUAAAUGACAAAAUCAUCUCAGCUCAAUGGCCCAUAUAGAAUCUCAUCAUUUACUGUUGAAGACCAGGACAACUGCUCCAAAAGCUAGUAAGGGGACUUUGACUUAAGAUGUUUUUGUCAGAUUUUCUCUUCUUCAGCUGCCAAUUCUAUAUUAAUGUCCUCUGGUGAUGAAGCUGAAUGUUUCUGUUGAUAUUUGUACUUUUUUUUUUAUUUCUGUCUUUGGGUUUUCGUUCUUCAUGAUCAGUUGUAUUUAUAGUGUCUGUACAAAAACUCCAAUAAACUUGAUAGACUUUGGUUUGAGUUA